AUGACCGGCGAGGCUCUCAGGGGCACGAUGUGCCAAAGGCAAAUGACCGGCAAUACUUUUGGGGAGGCAAAGGAGGAGAAGAAGCAUGAGGGUCCUCAAGUCCCGACCAUUGACCUCAAGGACAAAGAGUCCGAAAACCCCAUGGCUAGGGAAGUGUUCUUCAACCUCCCGAUCGAGGAGAAGGAGAAGUAUGCCAACGACCAAGGCUCCAAGAAGCAAAAGAUUGCGUCUUUAGCCAAGCCCAAAACAGCAAGUACAGUUGAUUCUCUACUCAAGGAAGAAGGCUUUUUCCCGCGCAAGCAUCUAAAUGUGGCUGAUUUUGGCUGUGCUUCGGGCCUUAGCACUUCAACUUUCAUGUCGACCAUUAUAGACAGUGUACAGAAAAAGUGUGCACACUCGAACGGCCCAACGCCCGAAUUCCAAUUUUUUAUGAAUGACCUUCCUGGGAAUGAUUUCAAUACAUUGUUCAAAAGCUUGUCCAACUUCUCACAAAACUAUGAAAGCUUAUCGUGCUUUAUAAUGGGAGCUGCGGGUUCUUUCCACGGGAGGCUCUUUCCUAGAAACAGCCUGCACUUUGCUCAUUCCUCCUAUAGCGUCCAUUGGCUAUCUCAGGUACCAAAUCUCAUGAGCGAAGAAGGCUUCCACUUGAGCAAGGGAAGGAUCUACAUUUCGGAGACCAGCCCUGGCAUGGUGAAGGAGGCUUACUUAUCUCAGCUCCGGGCAGAUUUCUCAACAUUUUUGAAGUUCCGUGGUGAAGAGAUGGAAUUCGUGAGCCGAGACGGCUACAUCUUCUGGGAGAAACUUGGAGAGGCAAUUGCUGAUUUGGUUUCAGAGGGAUUCAUUGAGGAAGAGCAACUAGACACCUUAAGCGUGCCAUAUUACACAGCAUCUUUAGAGGAAGUUCAAGACAUAGUAAAUGAAGAAGGGUUUUUCAAGAUCGAACAUUUGGAGAUAAUGAAGAUCGAUAGAUACUCGCUGGAGGAGGAUCCUUAUAGCAGAGGAAGGAUCAGGAUGAUGGCUACACGCAUUAGAUCCGCCACCGGUUCCAUAAUCUCGCACCAUCUUGGUGAGGAGAUCAUGGAUGAGCUCUAUGGCAAAAGGCUUCCCGUUCUUAAAAAGCAUGUCCCAUGA
Eucalyptus grandis is the source of this 1131-nucleotide messenger RNA. RefSeq names its product caffeine synthase 1-like. NCBI's taxonomy places the organism in Eukaryota, Viridiplantae, Streptophyta, Magnoliopsida, Myrtales, Myrtaceae. The transcript has 6 exons. Gene Ontology annotation, molecular function: S-adenosylmethionine-dependent methyltransferase activity. The record is from RefSeq and is a predicted model, not a curated record. Bases 1 to 1131 code for a protein of 376 amino acids. Gene Ontology annotation, biological process: methylation.